Rhinichthys klamathensis goyatoka is the source of this 937-nucleotide messenger RNA. RefSeq names its product armadillo repeat containing 1, like (gene armc1l). Bases 119 to 937 code for a protein of 272 amino acids. Gene Ontology annotation, molecular function: protein binding; metal ion binding. The transcript has 7 exons. The record is from RefSeq and is a predicted model, not a curated record. NCBI's taxonomy places the organism in Eukaryota, Metazoa, Chordata, Actinopteri, Cypriniformes, Leuciscidae.
AGAAAUGUCGUCAGCUCCUUCGACCAAUCGUUUUGUUUGAACAGAAGCAGUGGGAAGUUUUGUUUUUUGUGUGUGUGACUGAGCGUUGUUAAAAGUAACGGCAGUGGUAUCCACAAAAAUGAUGGACGCAUUAUCAGUAGUCACACAGCUGCGGGACUUGGCAUCAGAACCACAGAAUCGGGAGGCGAUUGUUCAGGACCAGGGUUGCCUUCCCGGACUAGUGCUGUUUCUAGACCAUAAAGACUCUAAAGUGCUUUUUGCCACCCUUCAGACUUUGCGGUACCUGGCUGAAGCGCCCCGCAACAUCAACACCAUGAAAAAUGAGCUUGGCAUGAUGGUGAGCCUGGAGACACUGAUGGAGAGGACUGACAUGACGACUGAUAUUACAGACCUUGCAAAAGAGGUGUAUGGAGUGUUGAGUGCUCAAACACAGAGACGGGCUUGUCAGACUCCAGAGCAACAGAAGAGGAACAACAAACCACAGUUCUUCAUCAACAGCUCAAACAAGAAAGCAAAAUCAGUGACCCUGCACAUACAAGGCUUGGAUGGGGCAGAUCAGAGAGGUGUCUGUGAAGAAGCCCUUUUGAGGGUCAAAGGUGUAAUCAGCUUCACAUUCCAGAUGGCGCUGAAGAGAUGUACUGUACGCAUCCGUGCUGACCUGCCCACCGAGAGUUUGGCCACUGCUAUUGCUGCCACAAAAGGGCUUUCAGUUAAACAGGUGGUGAAAAAUGAAAAUGGAGAAGAGGUUCUCAUUCCACUCAGCACCUCUGGCUCUAAGGUGGAAGAAAACUCCCACCUGCCAGAUUACCUGCCAGAGGACGAGAGUCCAGAGAAAGAGCUCGACCGCGCAGUGUCUCGCACUGGUGCUAAACAAGACACCGGUGGCAGCUGGCUGAACACAGCAGCCAGUUUCCUCACUAAAACCUUCUACUGGUAA